Mytilinidion resinicola is the source of this 962-nucleotide messenger RNA. RefSeq lists its product as uncharacterized. The transcript is spliced from 3 exons. The coding region runs from base 182 to 685 and encodes 167 amino acids. The record is from RefSeq and is a predicted model, not a curated record. NCBI's taxonomy places the organism in Eukaryota, Fungi, Ascomycota, Dothideomycetes, Mytilinidiales, Mytilinidiaceae.
GUGGAGCGACUCCACCGCGUUUUGUGCGAGCGCCGUAGGUGGCAAAGAAGGCAAAGUAGACGUAUUCUUAGGCAGGAGAACGUCCACAGCUUGUGAAGAACUAUUGAGCAGUAGUUUCAAAGUGUGGUUUUCAUGUCGAACGUAGGAUCGCCUAGGCAAAGAGCGAGAAGGAAGAGGGGCAAUGAGAGAGCCUACGGAAGAACUAUCCAGUCUAUUUAGAGGUAUAGCGGCGCAGUAUCAGAAUACUGAGGCGGGCGCCUACACUCUAUCAGUGGACAGAAUCUGGGAAAUUACGGGCAGAGCUUGGAAUAUCCCGAAGUCCGAAACACGAAAACCCCCUUGUAGUGACAGACCUUGGAAUCCUACUAGUGGGGGCCACUCGGGGCUUACUUCUCAUUAUUCGAAACCUUGUCAAUACCUAGUACAGUCUCCCCCCCUGCUCGGUUCGUACACCUCUGUGCACGACAAGGGUUUUUACAGUGCAAAUCACCCCUGUCACGCACAGAGGUGUACGAGCCGAGCAUGGGGGGAGACUGUAGUUCAACCCUUGCGCCAGCUCCGUCUCUGCCCACAGAAAAUCAGGCGUCCUACCCUUGAAUCUUGGCGGAGAGCUUCAUGCUCAGGAGAUCUACGCCGUUGUUGCUUCUCCGCAGCUAUGGGGGCAUUUGGACAACGCAAAAGCUAGGUGAAAGAUCGAUAUGCUAUAUAGCUCCACAUGGCCAUUGCUUGCCGGGAUGUUGGUACAUACAGCCUCUCUUCACGUCCGGUGGUCUAGCGCUAAACUGAGUCGAUCCUGGUAUACCUCUUUUCUGGGCUAGUACUUAACCGGCUUGAGGAUUGAUUGACUGGUAUGUUGCUAUUCCCCCUGAAGGCACCCGGAGCUGCUCCCUUAUACGGUAAGUCUGUGGCUUGAUAUUAGAGAGCGACCGCCGGACGUGAAGAGAGGCUGUACACAAAACCUG